Aedes albopictus (Asian tiger mosquito) is the source of this 1753-nucleotide messenger RNA. Its product is annotated as insulin gene enhancer protein isl-1-like. Lineage: Eukaryota; Metazoa; Arthropoda; Insecta; Diptera; Culicidae. The record is from RefSeq and is a predicted model, not a curated record. The coding region runs from base 85 to 720 and encodes 211 amino acids. Gene Ontology annotation, biological process: axonogenesis; neuron fate specification; positive regulation of transcription by RNA polymerase II. Gene Ontology annotation, molecular function: DNA binding; DNA-binding transcription factor activity, RNA polymerase II-specific. The transcript has 4 exons.
ACAUCCCAAUGUUCUGGACCGCACCCAGUCUAAUCCAGUCUUCCAAUUCCAGAUUCCGGCAGUGAAUCGGGCUCGCACAAAAGUAUGCGCGGCAAGGGACCCUCCGGACCGUCGGACGGCAAACCAACCCGGGUGCGAACGGUGCUCAACGAGAAACAACUACACACCUUAAGAACCUGCUACAAUGCCAAUCCCCGGCCGGAUGCCCUGAUGAAGGAACAGCUGGUCGAGAUGACGGGCCUCUCACCACGGGUCAUCCGGGUCUGGUUCCAGAACAAGCGGUGUAAAGACAAGAAGAAGACUAUCCAGAUGAAGCUGCAGAUGCAACAGGAGAAGGAAGGUCGUAAACUCGGUUAUGGCAUGCAGGGAAUCCCAAUGGUUGCCAGCUCCCCGGUACGGCAUGAUUCUCCGCUGAACAUGCACGGCCUGGAAGUGACCGCCUAUCAGCCACCGUGGAAGGCCCUGUCGGACUUUGCGCUGCACUCGGACCUGGACAGCAACGGGGCGAUCAACACCCACACGCCGGCGUUCCAGCAUCUAGUCAAUCAGAUGCACGGUUACGAUGUCGGUGGCGGCGGUGGUAUGCAGCAAAUGCCCGCCCAGGGACAGGGACCACCGAUUGCCUCCCACAUGGACAUGAGUGGGCACCACCAUCCGGACAGUACCGAUUCCUAUGUGACAUAUCUGGAAAGUGACGACAGCAUGCAGGGAAGCCCGUAAACGCCCCCCAAAGGUGGAUGGGUUUCAUCAAUACUACUAACUAGUGUGAUCUGUGCCCCGUUUGAAAAUCAAAAUUUUAUUUUUGAAGGCGUGUCUUCAUGCCAGCCAAGGAAAAGAAAAUUUGAUAAAUGCCAGGUUUAGUUUUAGAUUUUUUUUGCUCGCGGUUCCUACAGAACAUGAAAACAUCCUAUUCAAUGGAUGGCAGAUAGGUGGCAAUGAUUUAGUUUAGAAUAUAGGAAGGUCCAUUAGUUUAGCACGUUUUACGUGCAGGCAACGAUAUUAAUUUAACUUAUUUCAGUAACACCCCCCACUGAGAUUGAUUCUGUUGAUAGCCUCAGAAAUCUAGCCAAUCGUACUUUUUAUUUGUUAGUUCGUUUGUUUGUCGCAGUUUUUAAAAAGGACGACUUUUUUGUUUCUCUGUAAAUAUUGUACUAUAGCAAGAAAAAAAUCGAAAAAAGAACACUUAAAAAUAUCAGAAGGGCAUUUUCCUCUCUUGCUGAUGGUUAGCCUAAUCAAAUUCAAAGUUACAAUGGUCUCCAUAAGUGUUAAGGUUUUAAUUUGUAAAGCAAUUCAUCUCGUCUGUAAAUAGCUCUUUUUAAUUUAUCACACCAGCAAGCAACACCCGAAUCCACAAAAAUCUAGAAAGUGUGGUAUAUGACAGUAGAAUAUAAAGAAAUGAAAUCAAGCUUAACUAUGUUUUACGAGAGAAAAAAAAGUCGCUAUAUGGAGAUGUAGGGAAAUUGAUUGUAAUAUAGAAAUGAAUCACUUUUGAGAUUUAGUCGAUGGAGGUAGUCCAUCUCUUGAGAAAGAAUGCAAUGAAAUUAACGCAAACUCUGUAUGAUACAAACCAUUAUUGAUUGUAUGGAAGAAUAAAUUAAACCGAUUAAAACUCAUCAAUUUUAAUCUGACGAAUGCGUUUUAUUUGAAGAAAGAACAUGACCAAGCCAGCCAGAAUUAUAAAUUAUUGUAAAACACUUUUUAUAACAUUUUUUAAGCAGCCAUUUUUAACUUUUGAAAGCAGCUGGUCAGGAUG